Messenger RNA from Saprolegnia parasitica CBS 223.65, 1205 nucleotides. RefSeq lists its product as hypothetical. Gene Ontology annotation, biological process: lipid metabolic process. The record is from RefSeq and is a predicted model, not a curated record. The transcript has 4 exons. NCBI's taxonomy places the organism in Eukaryota, Oomycota, Saprolegniomycetes, Saprolegniales, Saprolegniaceae. Gene Ontology annotation, molecular function: oxidoreductase activity. The coding region runs from base 51 to 893 and encodes 280 amino acids.
GCGAGCUUGAACCGGCGCGAUCCGGUCGCCACUGGUCGAUAUCAUCCAUCAUGAGCAGCAUCGGUACCGAGGAGAAGUCCAAGACCGAGUUCCCGACGCUCACGGAGCUCAAGCACUCGAUCCCGAACGCGUGCUUUGAGUCCAACCUCGGCCUCUCGCUCUACUACACGGUCCGCGCGAUCUUCAACGCGUCGGCCUCGGCGGCGCUGCUCUACGCGGCGCGCUCGACGCCGUUCAUUGCCGAGAACGCUGUGCUCCAUGCGCUUGUCUGCGCCGCCUACAUCUACGUGCAGGGCGUCAUCUUCUGGGGCUUCUUCACGGUCGGCCACGACUGCGGCCACUCGGCCUUCUCGCGCUACCACAGCGUCAACUUUAUCGUUGGCUGCAUCAUGCACUCGGCGAUCCUGACGCCGUUCGAGAGCUGGCGCGUGACGCACCGCCACCACCACAAGAACACGGGCAACAUCGACAAGGACGAGAUCUUUUACCCGCACCGGUCGGUCAAGGACCUCCAGGACGUGCGCCAGUGGGUCUACACGCUCGGUGGUGCGUGGUUUGUGUAUCUCAAGGUCGGCUAUGCCCCGCGCACGAUGAGCCACUUUGACCCGUGGGACCCGCUCCUCCUCCGCCGUGCGUCGGCCGUCAUCGUGUCGCUCGGCGUCUGGGCCGCCUUCUUCGCUGCGUACGCGUACCUCACGUACUCGUUCGGCUUUGCCGUCAUGGGCCUCUACUACUACGCGCCACUCUUUGCUUUGCCUCGUUCCUCGUCGUCACGACCUUCUUGCACCACAACGACGAGGCGACGCCGUGGUACGGCGACUCGGAGUGGACGUACGUCAAGGGCAACCUCUCGAGCGUCGACCGCUCGUACGGCGCGUUCGUCGACAACUUGAGCCACAACAUUGGCACGCACCAGGUCCACCACCUCUUUCCGAUCAUCCCGCACUACAAGCUGAAGGAAGCCACCAAGCACUUUGCGGCCGCGUACCCGCACCUCGUGCGCAAGAACGACGAGCCGAUCGUCUCGGCCUUCUUCAAGACCGCGCACCUCUUUGUCAACUACGGCGCCGUGCCCGAGACCGCUCAGAUCUUCACGCUCAAGGAGUCGGCCGCGGCCGCCAAGUCCAAGGCGGACUAAGCCAACGAAGCGCAAUACAGGACGUGUCCAUAAUCUGUCGUCUACUAGCUGUGUUUCCAUUCUGUAC